This is a messenger RNA of Cervus elaphus (red deer), 3424 nucleotides long. RefSeq names its product cell cycle control protein 50C. The transcript has 9 exons. The record is from RefSeq and is a predicted model, not a curated record. Bases 2156 to 3187 code for a protein of 343 amino acids. Gene Ontology annotation, biological process: phospholipid translocation. NCBI's taxonomy places the organism in Eukaryota, Metazoa, Chordata, Mammalia, Artiodactyla, Cervidae. Gene Ontology annotation, cellular component: Golgi apparatus; plasma membrane; endoplasmic reticulum.
GGAACAGAUACAGGUUUAUUACAGGUUCAUGCAAGGAGAUGGGUAGCUUAUCCCUUAAGAACCCCAAAAUUACUGAAAGCUUCCAGCAAAGCCCUUUUCUAGGAAAGGUGAGAGACGAGCGUGGUUAGUUGUUGCAGACUUCUUGGUGUCAGAUCCUUUGUUCUUGAGGUCAGGUCAUGAUCAGGUCACGAUGUUCCUAUAAAUCUCUACCAAACAAAUGUUAUUCUUUGUUCUGACAAGAAAGGGCAAGGUCCCAAGGAAUAGCUAUCAUCCUUCAGGGUCUUGGUCCUGGCUAAGAGGAGGCAGAUCUUAGUUGGCAGCUGCCUCAGAGCCAGGUUCCCACACCCUGCCCAGCCGUCAUUGCUGAGGGAGCCAGACAUCCAACCCAGCUGGCCCUCAGGCUCCUCAGGCCAUCCAAACACGGGGUGGCGGGCGUGGCAGGUGGGACCAGGUUCCUCAGACUGCGACCGGCAGAAGGCCACUGCUAUCCGGUAGCAGAGACAGGGGUGGGGGAGAGGUUCACCACAGCCUCCAGACCAUGAGUGGCCCUGGGGAGGGCUCUGGAGUCCUGCUGGACACAGCCCCCAGUCUGUCCACUGGCCCAGGGCUGGCCGAACUGGAGGGCCUCCCGGAGAAGGCCUGAACUCGCCUCUCACCUCACUCUACCUGACGACCACCACCCCGCUGACUGUCGGCUCAAUCACUUCCCUAAUGGUCACCCACUGAAGGUUGGUUGCUUGUGGGCAGGGCCCCACUGAGGCACGGACCAGUGGGUGAGCAGCACCUGUUGCCUGGUAACAGGGUGCAGAGUCGUGAUGCACAGCAAUGGCCACCUGCUAAGGGCUGGGCUUUCUUACAAAGGGAAAGAGCAUCCGGGCAGCCUCAGGCAAGCCCCUUCCCUCUCUGAGCCUCCGUUUCAUCAGCUGUGAAAUGGGAAUACCACCUUGCAGGAUUGCUGAGUAUUUCAUGAGACAGCACAUGUGGGACAGAUUUGUCAACUGCAGUGCCUCGUCCCAGUGUGGAGGGUGUAGUGGUGGGAAGAGCCGCAAGUCCAUGCGGCAAUUUAUAAACUAAUAAAAGACAAGAGUAUAACUACAACUACCCUAUUUAUCUGUUCAGCUCUUUGUUUUGAGAUAAUUUCACAGUUACAGAAAAGUAGCAAACAUAGUGUAGAGAAUUCCCAUAUUCCCUUCCCCCAGCAUCCCCCCAUGUUAACAUCCUGUAUAAUUACGUAGUACAGUUAUCAAAACUAAGAAAUCAACAUGGGUACAAUACAACUAACUAAACUACAGACUUCAUUUGGAUUUUUAACAGUUUUCCCACUGAUGUCCUUUUUCUAUUCCAAGAUCCAGUCAAGGAUCCCACAUUGCAUAUAGUUGUCAUUCCUUAGAAAAUAUAUUUAGAAAAAUAUGUAUAAUCCGUCACAUUUAAUCAUUUAGUCAUUAAAAUAAUUCUGGAAGAAAUGUCUUAGUAUUUGUAUUUUCUAGAUGAUGAAACUGAAUCUCAGAAAGGACACAUUAGUUUAAGUAGCAGAACCAGAAGGCAAACCCAGAUCUCCCAUACUCACUUAAGGACACCAUGGUUAUCUGUUUGGACAGUCAGGCAUAUACAGCAAAUGAGAAAAUGAAGCAAGCAGACGCCAUUAGUGCAUUCCACAUUCAAGUUUGUGAAAUUUUAAACGAGCCUAGCAGCAUGGCAAAUCACACUCCAGCAAAUUACCUGCUUCCUCCCACCAGCCACCUGCUGCUUGUGCACCUCUGUGGGCUAGAGGCCACACACAGGAAUUCCAAGGCUAAUGGAGCAAGUUCCGUUCUGCAGGACCCAGAUCAAACUCCACAAAUUAGAGGAAAAAGAAAGAAAGCCUCCACAGAAUGACAAUUCGCCCAAGCUAUACAUAGCUCAGUGUAACCCUUGCGGGGCUGACCCUCCCCCAAGCAAGAGCGAAUUCCGCCUUCCAACUGAAGCAUCACCUCUUCCUGCCUGAUGACCUUCAAACUGACAUGCCGCCAUUUCCUGGUUCUUCAGCAGCUUUUGGCCUUCAAAUUCAGACUUGAGGAACAUCAGUUCUCCAGAUUUUGGACUUGUCAACCUCCUCCAUGGUCCUUCUUGCAAGGGGAAACUUUGACUCUGAAUUGGAAAUAUCCCAGUGACCAGAAUGAAGAGGAAAUCCCAGGACUGCAAGUCCAGAUUGCCAGACAACUCUGCAAUGAAGCAGCAGCAGCUGCCUGCCUUCCGGCUCCAGCUCUCAGCCAAUGAGAUCCUCUCUGGCUUUUUUGCCACAGGGGUCUUCUGCCUUGGCAUGGGCAUCAUCCUUCUGCUGUCUGCAAAGAGCAUCAGAGAAAUAGAGAUUAAUUAUACAGAAAAAUGUGCAAGUUGUGCAAGACUGCGAGAAGAUGCCACUAAUUUUGACAAAGAAUGCAACUGCUCUAUUUCCUUUUACCUUCCACAGAAAAUGGAGGGUAAUGUUUAUCUGUACUAUAAAUUGUAUGGCUUCUAUCAGAACCUCUAUCGGUAUAUUCUGUCCAGAAGUAAUAUCCAGCUGGUGGGUACAGAUGUAAAGGAUGUUAGAAACUGUGCUCCGUUCAAAACCUCUGACGAAGGGCUCCCCAUCGCUCCGUGCGGUGCAAUUGCCAACAGCCUGUUCAAUGAUACCUUUGUUCUUUUGUACAACUUUAAUUCAUCUACACAGAUCAAAGUCCCACUGGUAAGGACUGCAACUGCAUGGUGGACAGACAAGUACGUCAAGUUUCAGAAUCCAACUUACCAAAAUCUUUCUCAUGCAUUUGAAGGAACUGCAAAGCCUCCAAACUGGCCUAAGCCUGUCUAUGAACUAGAUGAAGAGGACCCAAGGAACAAUGGCUUCAUCAAUGAUGACUUCAUCGUGUGGAUGCGGACAGCCGCCUUUCCCACUUUCAAGAAACUGCACCGCCGACUCCAUCGAAUAGACAAUUUUACCGAAGGCUUGCCUGCUGGUAGCUAUAGUUUCAUCAUAAACUACAACUUUCCCGUAAGCAGGUUCCAAGGACAAAAAGCACUUGUUCUCUCCACCCUGACGUGGAGUGGAGGCAGCAGCCUUUUCUUAGGCCUCGCCUAUCUGGUGACGGGAGCUGUGACUUUGUUGGCCUUCUUUUCCAUGAUGGCAGUUCACCUGAAGCUGAAAGAAAGGAAAACGUUCUUCCUCCAGUAGUAAAGUCAAGCAUUAAAAAGAAAAACAGAAAAUACAGAAAUGGACAGUGAAGUAAUGGAGCCAAAGAUCUCAAAAUGGGGUCUUCUACCAAGGGGAGCUGGACUGACCGAUCAAGUACUCUUCCAGAGACAUACGUAAUAACAGUUUCAAAGUAAAGAAAAAGAAGAGGAGGAGGCAUAGUUAGGUAUAGUAAAAUGUCCUUGGGAUGGGGAGGAUAAAUCAUCCUUGAGUUCUAAA